Python bivittatus (Burmese python) is the source of this 1471-nucleotide messenger RNA. Its product is annotated as FXYD domain-containing ion transport regulator 7-like. Gene Ontology annotation, molecular function: sodium channel regulator activity. NCBI's taxonomy places the organism in Eukaryota, Metazoa, Chordata, Lepidosauria, Squamata, Pythonidae. Gene Ontology annotation, cellular component: membrane. The record is from RefSeq and is a predicted model, not a curated record. Gene Ontology annotation, biological process: regulation of sodium ion transmembrane transporter activity.
GGGGAGGGGGGGACUGGGAACGCCACCCCCACCCAGCCCCGCAUCUUCGCUCCCGUCUUAUUUCUCGCCCGCCCAGCCUGGCCGUGCCGCAUUCGCUCGUUGCUCCGGAUCAGACGUGCUCGGGAGUCGCCGCGCCGCCAGCGUCCCCCCACCAUGAUCACCGCAGCGCCGCGUCAGGAGACCAGCAAACCCAUCGACCCCUUCACUUAUGACUAUGAUACAUUGCGCUUGGUGGGGAUGAUCCUGGCCACCAUCAUGUUUGUGCUGGGAAUCUUGAUAGCACUGAGUAAAAAAUUCAAAUGCAAAAAAUCAGACCCUGGACUGUCAGACCCCAGGGCGACAGGCAAGAGUCCCAGUAAGUGUUGCAGCACUGGGGAGAGGAACACCCAGGCAAAGGGGGCCCUCACUGGCAUGCUUGUAUAAUCCCUGUGUAAUUUUAGCUGGGUUGGUGUUAACAUUGCAUGGUUCAUCUGGAUUCUAAAUGGAUGCAAAACUAACUGAAGGGGAAGCAUUCACACCAUGUGCAAGUUUAGCAUCAUACAGAAAUGGUAAAGCUGUAACCUAGUUAAGUGUGUUGGGUGAACAUACACUAGUAAGUAAGUAAAUGCUUUAUUGCUGUAACCAUAGGUCAUAAGAAGCUAACUUAGAAUAAAUACAAUAGAACAGAAUAAGAGUAAAAUAAAGUAAUAAAGAGUGUUAGGUACAAAGAGGUCAAAACACGAUAAAGGCGGGACUACAAUAAAGAAUGGAAAGAAAAAAUAUUUCUGAGUUUAAAUGGUGAUAAAGCAAAAGUAGCAUCCUGAUUACUAACAGUUGGAAAUCCCUCUGCAAGAAGAUAAUUCAGCUGUUUGAGCUCUGAGCCGUUGAAUUCACCCACCAUCAAUAGUUUGGCCCUAAUCUCCUUGUAAAUGGGGCAGUGGAGGGCAUAGUGAAUAAUGUCCUCCAUUUGACUGGCACCACAGGAACAGAGAUGAUAUUCAACAGGGAGCUCCCAAAAUCCCCCUUCAAGUUAUGCCAAAGGCAUGGCCUGCACAUGAAGAGAUGUAAAAGUGCUGGAAAUAUUAACCAGUUACCGGGAGAGGCUUCUAUGUCUUUUACAGUGAUGAAAUCAAGGUGAACCUUUGGAUGUCUGUACUACAGUAGCAUCUCUAUUGGCAUUGCUUUCAAAAAACCUACCUCUGGCUGGUUUCUCUGUUCCAGGAGCUGAGUUCUCCCGAAGGGAAGGGAGGAACGCAAAACAAGCAUUCACUCUUUACUUGGGUGUUUUUUUUUUUACUCCUUAAUCAUUUCUACUUAAAAGUAACCCAGGUGUUCUACCGUAACCACCCUUUUUAUUCAACAGGGGCUGGGUUGGGCCCUCGUGUUGAUGUGAGGUGAUCUGCCCAUCAUACACUGAACUUUCCUCUUGCAGAGAAAGUCAGCCACUGGCUGGAGCGCCCACACCUGAAGUAACCUCCCACCCACCUGGGGU